AUGACAUUGUACGAGGAACUGAGCCUCAAUCUCACUCGCCCACGCCUAUCACCAGCCUCGUCACGCAGCCACAUCUCACAUCACUACCCUAAAUCUCGAAGAACCAUACGCCCCCUCGCCGUUAUUUCUGGCCAUCCUUCCAUCGCAAAGAGCCGAGGACAGUCCCCAAUUCAAUUCAACAAGCCAGAGCACACCAAGACAGAGACCAAGCCUAGUGGUUCAGGGGGCGCAUGGCCGCACCACCCAGCCGGUGUAACUCCUCAGCUGCUCAUUGCCAGCGACGAUCUCCGAGCUCUCGUUCUGUGGCACACGCUCUUCCAGGCAACGACCGACAGGCAAUUCACACACUUGGCCAACCAAGCCCUCCAACCGAACUGCAAAGAGAUGUUUCUGGUAUCAUCUCGCCGUUUCAAGGCAUCAUUUUCAGGAACCAGACCCCGGGCGACAACGGCGACCAAUAAGGAUAGCCGCGAUGUGAGCAACCCAGUAAUCCAAAAUCCAGCACCCCACCAAGCUCAAGAUCGAUUACUUGCGCGCAUCCCCGGCUCUCUGGAUUUAGAAGUCCCUUGCGUCUCGAACAUCAGCAACCCAGCCCAGUCUAGCUUUCACCUUCAAAAGUUCCGCGAAUAUCAGCCUCUGACUAAGGUUGCAACUCGUGCUGGGCGGCGUCAAGGAAGUGAGACAGAAGUGCCAUACUUUCCGCACCGGAACGUGUGUCUCCAAAGGUCAGCAAGUCUACCCACGCACAAAGUGGUGUGUCUUGCAUGCUUCAUGAGCAUUGGACAGUGA
This is a messenger RNA of Colletotrichum tamarilloi, 789 nucleotides long. RefSeq lists its product as uncharacterized. The record is from RefSeq and is a predicted model, not a curated record. The coding region runs from base 1 to 789 and encodes 262 amino acids. The transcript has a single exon. NCBI's taxonomy places the organism in Eukaryota, Fungi, Ascomycota, Sordariomycetes, Glomerellales, Glomerellaceae.